Molecule: messenger RNA, 493 nt
Organism: Phytomonas sp. EM1
Lineage: Eukaryota; Euglenozoa; Kinetoplastea; Trypanosomatida; Trypanosomatidae
Source: the annotation of a GenBank genome assembly
GCAUCCAUUCAGCAAGCAUCGAUACUUCUUUUCGUUGCUUGAUAACUGAUACCAAAAUCAAGCAAAAUAAGGGAUACACAUCCUUAAAAACACACAAUUUAUCUAAGCGGAGUCCAAGAUGGCUACAUCCACUGUGAGUCGUGAAGCUUUGGCUAUCCCUUCACCUGGUGAUAAAUUUUGCAAGUCUGAGGUAGAAAAGGUAAUUCAGGAAGUUUGCAAGGAAUUAAUCGGCGAAAAUUCACGUUACGUUCCCGAGGAGGUACAGUCUUUCAUUAAAGAUAUAGGAAACGAGAUUCAGCAGCGCGUAGUUCGUCUAGGGUAUGAGCGGUACAAGCUGGUAACGCAUUGUGUUGUCACGGAGGCGGCAAAUCAAGGUCUGCGUGUGUGCUCGCGCUGCUUGUGGGAUCCAGAGGCGGACAACUACGCGAGGUUUACCUUUUCUAACCAGUAUAUGCAUGUAAAUGUCGUCGUGUUUGGGAUAUACUGGGGGUAA